Messenger RNA from Onthophagus taurus, 1792 nucleotides. The record is from RefSeq and is a predicted model, not a curated record. Lineage: Eukaryota; Metazoa; Arthropoda; Insecta; Coleoptera; Scarabaeidae.
GCGCCGUAAGCCGCAUUCGAAAUCUGUAGUGGUUCGCGAAGGCAGAGGUCCCAAUCCGCUCAACCAGUACCACAUCAACCUCUUAGCUACUACUACCUAACGAAUCGACAGGCCGACACCAGACGCCAUCAUCAUGCCUUUCAAACCAGUUGAAAACCCAAAAUGCCCCAAAUGCGACAAAUCCGUCUAUGCCGCUGAAGAACGUGUUGCCGGAGGCUACAAAUACCACAAAUCCUGCUUCAAAUGCGGAAUGUGUGGUAAAAUGUUAGAUUCCACCAACUGUUCCGAACACGAAAAGGAAUUGUACUGCAGGAAUUGCCACGCCCGCAAAUACGGACCUAAAGGUUACGGAUUUGGUGGAGGCGCUGGCUGCUUGAGCAUGGACUCAGGUGCUCAUUUGGGAGAUGAUGAUCCCCACAUCAUGGUAUCGAGAGCUCCUCUUUUACCCAAAGCUAUUGCGAAAGCACCCGAAGGUGAAGGAUGCCCAAGAUGUGGAGGAUACGUUUACGCCGCCGAACAAAUGCUCGCCAGAGGAAGGGGCUGGCAUCGACGAUGUUUUAUGUGCUUCAAUUGCAACAAAACCUUGGAUUCUAUUUCACAUUGUGACGGUCCGGACAGAGAAGUUUAUUGCAGAGCUUGUUACGCACAACGUUUUGGCCCACGAGGAAUAGGACACGCAGGAGGAACCUUUUUAGGAUUGAUGUGCGACGUCCUCGACCUCGAAUGGCAGAGCGAUCAAGCUCCGAAAACGACCGUAAUCGACACUUCGGUGAUCAAAGCACCCCAAGGCCAAGGUUGUCCACGAUGCGGAGGUGUUGUAUUCGCCGCAGAAGAAGUAUUGGCCAAGGGAAGACCAUGGCACAGAAAAUGUUUCAAGUGUAAAGAUUGCCACAAAACUUUAGAUUCAAUUAUCGCUUGCGAUGGUCCCGAUAGGGAUGUUUAUUGUAAGACCUGUUACGGAAAGAAAUGGGGACCGCAUGGAUAUGGAUUUGCAUGUGGAUCUGGUUUCUUACAAACUGAUGGUUUAACGGAAGAUGAAAUUUCUGCUACAAGGCCUUUCUACAACCCUGAUACUACAUCAAUUAAAGCUCCACCUGGCCAAGGUUGUCCAAGAUGUGGUGGUAUGGUAUUUGCAGCUGAACAACAACUUGCUAAAGGAACUAUGUGGCAUAAAAAGUGCUUUAACUGUGCUGAAUGUCACAGACCAUUAGAUUCUGUCUUAGCUUGUGAUGGUCCGGAUAAAGAAAUUCAUUGCAAAGCUUGUUAUUCAAAACUAUUUGGACCUAAAGGAUUUGGUUUUGGUCACGCUCCAACUUUAGUUUGUGCUGAUGGCGCCUACGCCCCGGCUAUUCAAAAUCCAAAUCCAACCUCUGGACCGAAAGCUGCUCCCGGCCAAGGAUGUUCUCGUUGUGGUUACGCAGUUUACGCCGCGGAACAAAUGAUUAGUAGGGGUAGGAUUUGGCACAAGAGAUGCUUCAGUUGUGCCGAUUGUAACAGAUCUUUGGACUCGACUAAUUUGAAUGAUGCGCCGAACGGUGAAAUCUACUGUAGAGGAUGUUACGGAAAGAAUUUUGGACCGAAAGGAGUUGGUUUUGGCAUGGGUGCUGGUACGCUGACGAUGGCUUAAGGAGCCUCUCCGACGAAAUAAUUUAUCGAGCUGUUAAAAAUGUUUAUGUUUAUUAGCUUUAAUACGCCCAAAAUACGAUUAUAAAAAAAUGUUUUAAAAAACUUAUUAAAAAAAAAUCUUUGGAAAUAAGUAUGCUUGUUCGAACGCUAGAAUAUUUUUUAGAGA